GGGAGGAGAGGGGAAACAAUAAUAAACAGCAGGGAGGUUAGCGGCCCGACAGCAGGAGGCGUUCAGGUAACACAAAGCCAAGGUCAACGUACUGCUGUGAGCGCGAGCUCGUGCUCUGCCGGGGGUGGAAACCGCUGACGCUGACGCUAGACACUCAUUUGUAUUCACGAGGCGCGCGAGGCUCGUUGCGCAGGGACGUUAUACGUGGUGUCCCCUGAGGCCGUGCGCGAGGAGAAUUCCCCAAAAAGUGCUGAUGCGUCAAAAGCGCGUGACCGACACCGCUCAAGACUGACUCAUUCGUCCGAACAGAGAGGGUGAAAGAAGAAGAAGAUGGAGACAUGUUGAGCCGCGAUCUCCAUCUGUGAUGGGAGGACGCUGGUGGAUGGCGGCGGGAUCCGAGAUACACGCGUAAAAGACAGCAUCCACGGAGGAGGAGGAGGAGGAGGAGACGAUGAAGCUGAACGAGCGCAGCGUGGCGCACUACGCCACCUGCGACUCGCCGCCCGACAAGACGGGCUUCCUGUUCAAGAAGGGCGAGCGCAACACGGCGUACCACCGCCGCUGGUUCGUGCUGAAGGGCAACAUGCUCUUCUACUUCGAGGAGCGCGACGCCCGCGAGCCCGUCGGCGUCAUCGUCCUGGAGGGCUGCACCGUGGAGCUGUGCGAGUCGGCCGAGGAGUUCGCCUUCGCCGUCAAGUUCGACUGCGCCAAGGCGCGCGUGUACAAGAUGGCCGCGGACGGCCAGGCGGCCAUGGAGUCGUGGGUGAAGGCGCUGUCGCGGGCCAGCUUCGACUACAUGCGGCUGGUGGUGAAGGAGCUGGAGAGGCAGCUGGAGGAGAUCCAGGAGGCCGGGGGCGCGGGCCUGCAGGCCAGGCCCAAGCCCUCCAGGCCAAACCAGGUGGCCCGCUCCAGGUCCGGGGCGUCCACGUCUUCUUUGUCGUCGUCGUCUUCGUCGUCGUCGUCGGCAUCGAAGGGCCUCCAGGAUGAGCUGCAGCUCCCCUCCGAUCGCUCCAAGGAGAACGGGGUGGCGUGGAGUGUCGACGGAGCGUCCUGCGUGGCGUGGGAGGCUUGCGCGGACCCCGGGAAUAGCCACGGGGCCCGGGCGCCGCCGGUGCCGCCCAGGAGAAGAGGAGCGUCUCUGGAAAGCCCCGUCUCCCCCGGCACCGGCUGCUUCUCCAAACUCCACGACUGGUACGGCCUGGAGGUGGCGGAGCUGAGAACGCAGUGGCUGCAGAGCCAGUGACCUCACGGGGGCGGAUUAUCUCUUCUUUCUUUUUAUUUUCAUUUUCUCCACUGUUCCAUUCCUUUCUGAUCAUUCUGCAGCGCUCCAGAAGGAGACUUCUUGUCAAACCGAUUGAUUCCAGAUGUCUGGCACAAGGGAAUCGAUCCGGCUGAAACAUCCAGACUAUCCGCGGUACAAUCCAAGACAUUUGGAAAGUGGAAACACACAUUAUCCUCUUUUCCACGGGCAUCUGCCUGCACACAGAGUUUUAAUAUAAUGUUCUAACAGCAUCAGCCUUUUCCGACAGGUUUGGCCUCGUCGGAAAAAAAAUACGCCGUUCUUUUAUAUUUGCCAAUGUUCAAGAUUUCUUCCGCCCUUCGAGCUUCCAAAUAUACCGAAUGUGUGCAAUUACCUUUUAGGGGUCAGCUUUCCUUUAAGCGGGAGCAACCUUGAUCCAAACCGGGUUUUUUCUUCUACUGGAUGAGCUCUGCAUGCAAACUAUGGUGCUAAGCAGCUGAAGAAUGACCCCCCAAAAACAAAACAAAAACACCAAAUCACUAAAAUCACCACCGCAUUUAAAUGACGGAAGGCCACAUAAACGCCUCACUAAGGUCACCGCAUCCGCUCAGCAGGAGCCGGGGACUUCGGCGGGAGCCGGAUGUCUCGCUCGGAGCGGCGUGCUGGUAUUUUUAGCCCCUGAUUCGUCUCUGGUGACGCCGUGUGACGCCGUGUCACUCAGGUGAAACAGCAUCACCAGUGGCCCGUCACUCGGUUCUCUUUGGACUCUCGCGUCGCUCCUGAAAAAGGAGGCCGCGUCUCCUUGAACUCGUCCGUCGGAGUCCCGACGUACAAAUCGUAGCCUCCUGGUUUUGCCGUGCUGUCCGCUCGGUGACAGCUGAUUCAGAGUGGCCUUUACUGUCUGUAUCUGACCCCUUUGUGUGUGUGUGUGUGGGUUCAUAUUUAACUUCCAUGUUGGAAAAUUAAUGCCAGCAGUCUGCAAAAUGGGCCUUUUUUUCUCUUUUCUUUAAUGCUUGCUCAUACUGUGUCAUUGUACUACUUCUGUUUUUCUAUAUCCAAUCACAUUCUUUCAUUUUAUUAUAGGCCUUAUGUUGUCUUUGUAACUUUAUUAUUGCACUUGCAUCCAUUCCCAUCGGACGAUAGUGGUGAGAGGGUUCCUGAACUUUCUUCCUGCCUGACAAUGGCUCUGUUCCUUCAGUCUGCAUCAUUGCACAGCAGUAUUAUGGCUGUUACACACACAGCUUCUACGAGACAACUGCGGGAAGGAGUGAUACAGUGUGGAUUGUGUGUCGAGCCGAUGUGCUCUUGACAUGUAUAAACUCAAAGUAUUAUUAUUGUUGUGCCAUUUCUAUUAACUCCGGAGGACCAUUGGAAUAAUCAAGGAUGAUAACGGUCUGCGUUUACUUAAAAAAACGAGGGAUUUGUGAAUGUGUCAAAAUAACCAUAUGAAUGCUGAGUGUGCCAAAUGAAGAAUGCGACCUAAAAUGCACAAAUCAAAUUGUUUUUCCGCCAUUGACUUCCACGAAUGUAGUAACAAGAGAGUUGUUUUUAAAUGACCAAUAAUAUUGAACACAUUGUCUUGAUAUGAUACCCUGAUUACACGAUGUCUGUUGAUGAAGCAUUUCCUGUUAACCGAUUAAUAAACGCCGUUAACGUGAUUCAUUGCUGAUCUAAGUACUUGAGUUUAAAUUGUCUUUAUAAUAAAGUUGCAAUGGCUAAAGCGUG
Messenger RNA from Pseudoliparis swirei, 2965 nucleotides. RefSeq names its product PH domain containing endocytic trafficking adaptor 1 (gene pheta1). Gene Ontology annotation, biological process: receptor recycling; retrograde transport, endosome to Golgi; endosome organization. The transcript has 3 exons. NCBI's taxonomy places the organism in Eukaryota, Metazoa, Chordata, Actinopteri, Perciformes, Liparidae. The record is from RefSeq and is a predicted model, not a curated record. The coding region runs from base 452 to 1243 and encodes 263 amino acids. Gene Ontology annotation, cellular component: trans-Golgi network; early endosome; recycling endosome.